AUGAAUGCCCCCGGGGUGAUGGGUUUCAGCGCUUUCCAAAAGAUCUCUGCUGCCAUGAGGGUAAUUGCGUAUGGCAUCCCUGCGGAUUACACCGACGACUAUCUUCGAAUUGGCGAAGAUACUACCACGGAGUCAGUCCGCAGGUUUGCUCGCAUGAUUAUCAAGUUGUACGGGCCUACGUAUCUCCGAGCUCCCAACGAGGAUGACACCAAACGGUUGAUGGAGAUAAAUGAGAAAAGAGGUUGGCCUGGAAUGCUUGGUAGUCUCGAUUGUAUGCAUUGGACAUGGAAGAAUUGUCCAAAAGCAUGGCAUGGACAGUACUGUGGCAAGAGCAAAGAUGCAACCAUUGUCCUUGAGGCCGUAGCAUCACAAGAUUUGUGGAUUUGGCAUUGUUUUUUUGGUUUGCCGGGGACACUCAAUGACAUCAACGUCCUGCAAAGGUCUCCUUUGUUUGCUAAAUUAGCAAAUGGGGAAGCACCCACUUGCAACUACAAGGUCAUGAACAAUGAGUACACAAUGGGCUAUUACCUAGCCGAUGGCAUCUAUCUGGAUUGGGCAACUUUUGUUAAGUCUGUCAAGGAUCCCCAAGAUAGAAUAGAAGCUGAAUUUGCCAAGGCUCAAGAAGCAGCUCGCAAGGACAUUGAGAGAGCUUUUGGUGUUUUGCAAGCAAGAUUUGCCAUUGUUCGUGGCCCAGCCAGAUUUUGGGACAAGAAAACCCUUGUCAACAUCAUGACAUGUUGUGUGAUUCUUCACAACAUGAUCAUCGAGGAUGAAAGAGACUUGAGCUUGCCCUGCUUCUAUGACAAUGUUGGCACCCGAGUGGAACCCCAACGCAAUCCGGAUCGCAUUGAAGGUUUCCUUGAGGCACAUCGGCAGAUUGUGAAUUCCACUACCCAUGCCCAGCUCGUCUAUGAUCUGAAGAUGCACCACUGGCAGCGACAUGGCCAUCGCCUUUGA
Lolium perenne is the source of this 957-nucleotide messenger RNA. RefSeq names its product protein ANTAGONIST OF LIKE HETEROCHROMATIN PROTEIN 1-like. Lineage: Eukaryota; Viridiplantae; Streptophyta; Magnoliopsida; Poales; Poaceae. The record is from RefSeq and is a predicted model, not a curated record.